AUGUGGCGGCGGCGGCGGCGGAUAGCGCAGGGGGUGGGGGGCGGUGGCGGAGGAGGAGGAGGAGGGCGGCGGGGAUGGCCGUUGGCCGUGCUGUUGCUGGCGUUGUGGCUGCCGGCAGCGAGAUGUCGUGAGUUGUACUCGCCCACUGACCCUUUGGAGCUGCUGGGGACGGGAGCGGAGGGGCAGCUGCUGGGCUCUCCCAGCGCUUGGGCCGUCGAAUUCUUCGCCUCCUGGUGCGGGCACUGCGUCCACUUCGCGCCCACAUGGCGGGCCCUGGCCCACGACAUCCGCGAAUGGAGGCCUGCAGUGGUGCUGGCAGCCAUCGACUGCGCCGACGAGGCCAACCAGCAAGUGUGCACCGAUUUUGGGAUCACCGGCUUCCCCACGCUGAAGUUCUUCCGAGCUUUUAGCAAGAAGACAGAGGAUGGGAUAAGGAUUACCAAAACCAGCACCAGUGUUGAGGACCUGCGCCACACCAUCAUUACCAACCUUGAGCAAAGCCAGGACAACUGGCCACCUGCCUGUCCUCCACUGGAGCCAGCAAGCGCAGAGGAGGUUCGCACCUUCUUCCAGAGGAAUAAGGACCAGUACCUGGCACUGAUCUUUGAGAAGAGCAAUUCCUUCGUGGGCAGAGAGGUGGCACUGGACAUGCUGCAGUUUGAGAACGUGGCAGUGAGGAGGGUGCUGAGCAGUGAGGAAGAGCUUGUGGAGAAGUUUGGUGUCACCACUUUCCCUUCUGGCUACCUGCUCCUCCGCAAUGGUUCCUUUUUCCGGCUACCUGUGCACAUGGAGGCACGCUCCUUCUACACCUACUACCUGCGCACGCUCUCGGGCGUCACCCGCGGCUCCUACAAGCUGAACGUGACCCUUGGUGCUUCCAACGAGACCAGCGUGUCCCAUCUGAAGCGUGCCGACCGCUCCAAGGUGUACAUGGCUGACCUGGAGUCCACACUGCACUACUCGUUGCGGGUGGAAGCUGUCCGUCCUGCCACCAUGUCAGGAGCCCAGCUGGCUGCCUUCAAGUGCUAUGUGGCCACACUGGUGAAGUACUUCCCUGGGCGCCCCUAUGUGCAGACCUACCUGCAGUCCCUGGACGUCUGGCUGAAGAACUGGACAGAUCCUGAGCUGCCCCGGAGCACUUUGAAGGAGGCCAUGAAGAAUAACGGAGAUGCCUCCCACCCCGCCAUGCUCCCCACCAAUGUGACCUGGGUGGGCUGCCAGGGCAGUGAACGCCACUUCCGUGGCUACCCCUGUGGGCUCUGGACCCUCUUCCAUCUGCUGACUGUCCAGGCUGCCCAGAACGGCCCCAACAAAGAGCUGCCACUGGAGGUGCUGAGCACCAUCCGCUGCUACGUCCGGAAUUUCUUCGGCUGCCAGGAGUGUGCUGAGCACUUUGAAGCUAUGGCAGCCAAGUCCAUGGACCAGGUGGCAAGCCGGGAGGAAGCCGUCCUCUGGCUCUGGUCCCACCACAACGAGGUCAAUGCUCGCCUGGCAGGAGGUGACACAGAGGACCCCAAGUACCCCAAGCUGCAGUGGCCUCCACCGGAUAUGUGUCCCCAGUGUCACAAGGAGGAGCGGGGGGUGCACGCCUGGGAUGAGUCGGCCGUGCUCACCUUCCUCAAGGCACACUUCUCCCCGGCCAACGUCUACUUGGACUAUGCCAUGGCUGACCCCAUCCCCGCAGCUGGGGAGGAGAUGGAUGCCAGGCUGGGCACUGAGACCCCACGAGAGGAGAGGGAGAAGGAUGAGAAAGAGGAGGAGAAGGAGACAGAGAGCGAGGUGAGAGCUCCAGGGCGACAGGGCUCCCCUGAGCCCCGACGCCCCAGCAUUGUGCGUCUGAACCCCAAGCCUCGGGAGGUGAGCGAGGACAUCGUGGACCUGGACUCCUUCAGCGAGCAGCACUUCAAGAGCCAAGCGCUGCGAGCGGCGGCCGGCCGGCGCCGGCGACUCAGCAAACGAGACACCAUCGCCCUGCCCCGGGAGGCCGGCGUGGGCCGGGAGCGCCGGCAGGCUCCUGGGCUCCUGCUCCGGGAGGAGGAGGAGGUGGCUCGGGGGGUCGUUCAGAGAAGCCCCUGGCUGCGGGUGCUCGGCUUGGGCUUUUCCCGCCUGGACAUCAGCCUCUGCGUCGCCCUGUACUUCCUCUCCUCCAUGUGCCUCCUGGGCAUGUACACCUUCUUCCGCCUCCGCACCCGUGCCCGGAAAGGCCGCCUCGGCUUCCCCUUGGCCUGAGAGUGGUUUUAGGAGCCUGGGUACCCCCCCGAGACAGGGUUUUAUUCCUCAGUGGGAAGAGGUUUGUUGUGUUCCCCCAGGAGCUGCUCCGCUUGCAGCCAUCACAUCACCCAGGGUGGGAGAUGGAAGGUGGGGGCAGCUCUUUUCAGAGGAGAAAGGUGUUGGAGCAGCCCCCUCUCUGGUCCCAGUGCCACCCUUUUAGGGAUGCCAACAGCGGUUUGUGUCUCAGUACCCAGCUGCUCUUGGGUGCUCUCCAGAACUGGGUUGAUUUCAAACUGGAAAGUGUAGUCCCAUGCUGCAGAGCAGCCCUUUGGGGUCAAACCACUAGUGGGGCCAGAAGGGUGGGAUUUUAGCCCCCCAAAAGUGGGCACUGCUGGGCAGGGGGUAGCAGUUGUGGGUUCAGCUGCAUUUUUGUUUGUGUGUCCCCACCUUUCAUUGCCCCCUCCCUGUGCUGUUGCUCGCUCUCUGCUUGUCUUAGUGGAAUAAAUUAUUUUUGCCGAUGCCUGCCCCGCUGUGUAGGCUGGUCCCUGGCAUGUGGGCACAACCUCCUUGCCCUGCUGUCCCUCCACCUCUGACUGUCCCCACUCUGGUUUCCUACAUCACUUUGAGAUGAAUGCUGGCUUGGUUUAAAUAUUCUGAGUGGUUGUUACUGUGCAUUUUCUCCUGCUUUUUUUGCUGGAUGCACACUCAGCCUUACAGUCAGCAUGUCCCCAUGGUUGGGGUAGGUCACAGUUUGUUCUUAAGUUGGGUGAUGGGGAGGGACCCUGACAGAAAAAAGUUGGCACAAGCCAAGGAGCUGCAAGUUGGCGCUGGCCUGUGCCCAUGGUCCAGAGCAGAGAGAGAGA
Messenger RNA from Dryobates pubescens (Downy woodpecker), 3074 nucleotides. It is a transcript of the gene QSOX1, whose product is annotated as quiescin sulfhydryl oxidase 1. Gene Ontology annotation, molecular function: flavin-dependent sulfhydryl oxidase activity; protein disulfide isomerase activity. Bases 1 to 2229 code for a protein of 742 amino acids. Lineage: Eukaryota; Metazoa; Chordata; Aves; Piciformes; Picidae. The transcript has 12 exons. The record is from RefSeq and is a predicted model, not a curated record. Gene Ontology annotation, cellular component: Golgi membrane. Gene Ontology annotation, biological process: protein folding.